CGUCUGGCUGGAAGAAGUUGAGCAGCAGAGAGAGCUUGGAAGGAUGCGGGGAAGAUGGCGAUGAAUGUAAAGAACAGAGAUGCUUUUUAUUCAAGUGCUGACUAUUGCAAUAUCUACAGCUCUCAGCCUGUAAACUAUGGAGAUUGCAGUCAUUAUUUCCCCCGGAUGACAGGUCCAGACCCGGUUCUGAAGCCGCCUCUUAGUUUGAUGUGUCAGCAGCAGCCACCUCAGCCCUUCCAGGCCAUGACCCCGACCCAGAACCUCAGACCUCCACCUGUGAUGAUGUCGCAGGACCCCUUGCAAUUCCCGCACUGCACUUCUCUAGCCUUAAAGCCAUCCCCUCACCUCCAGAUGCCGCCCAACCCCCCCAUCCCAGCACCUCCUGUCCUCAGUCCAAAGCCCCCAGAGGAAGAUGGUCAGGCGGUGGCCGCUGACCAGGAAGCCACUCUGGAAGAGCUUUGCAAGCCUUUGUACUGUAAGCUUUGUAACGUCACUCUCAACUCUGCCCAACAGGCUCAGGCACAUUAUCAGGGCAAAAACCACAGUAAGAAGCUGCGCAAUUUUUAUGCUGGUAGCCAGCAGCCACCUCCCAUUCGAAUACUAGAGGUAGUAGAGCCUGUUUCCCAGCAACCCUCAGCCACUCCACCCACAGAUUCUGCAAAUGUGACUUCCAACCAGCCACUUUCUAAGGGCGCUAGCAGAGUCAUACUGGCCACGGAAAACGACUACUGCAAGCUGUGUGACGCUUCCUUCAGCUCCCCCGCUGUGGCCCAGGCACACUAUCAGGGCAAAAACCACGCCAAAAGACUGCGGCUGGCUGAAGCGCAGCAGAACACCACGUCCUCAGACUUGUCCGACUCUCAGAGACGGCCCCGGAAAGAAGGGUACGAGUACAGAUUAAUGAAGAACCGCAGGGCUCAUAUCAACACUGCCAUGCCAGGCCCUUACUACAACCCACGGCCGAGGCAGCGAAUCCCACGAGACCUUGCAAUGUGUGUCACACCCAGCGGCCAGUUCUACUGCUCAAUGUGUAACUCGGGUGCCAGCGAGGAAGCCGAGUUUCGUCUUCACCUGGAGAGCAAGCAGCACAAAAGCCGAGUGUCCGAGCAACGCUACCGUAGUGAGAUGGAGAAUCUGGGAUACACUUAAGAGGCAUCCAUCGAGUGAUUCCCAGAUCCUGAGGAAAUAAUCGUGCAAUUCUUCAAGUAGCCACUACUGUUUUAAAAUUGAAUAUGGCUUUUAUAUAUAUUGUUAUCCUAGACGCAAUUUAUGAUCUUAACUGUGCGCACACUGCAAAGAAAAAGUUUCUUUUGUGCCAGACUGAGAGGACCAUUAAUUGGUGGCAUGGAAAAUGAGAGGAAGCUUUAUUUAAUAAGUUUGAAAUGCUCAUAAGCACAGAUCUAGGAUCAACUGGUAAAUAAUUAUUAUUUCUAAUUCGCAUGACCUUAUGAGCAAGUACACAAAUACAGUAUUAGUGUAUACUGCAGUGUUGUCCUUUUAAUAUGGACUUGUGUAUACGUCUAUCGUUUGUUUUUUUUAUUAUAAUUUAUUUACUUCUAAUUACUAAAAUGACCUCUAACAUGCUUUGCAGAGGCAAUACAUGUAAAAAAAAAAACAUGUUUUUUUUUUUUCUCAGCUAAUUUUGCCUGCGAUUGAUCCUCAAUAAGGGUCAAAUCAAGCAGCAAUCAGUUUCCUAAACAAACAGAAGUGGCAAUCCUACUCACUCUGAGCCGUAGAUUCACUGUGUUUCUUUAGAGACAGCAUUACCAUGAGAAUCCACGGUGCGGGUCUCCGGCGUGCCUGCUGAAUGUACUGUGAAAGCGAUGACAAUAAAUCUACCCGUCUGGCUUUGCACACGUUUACUAGAUGUAGUGGGAGAUUUUCAGUCUGAUAGACAUCAUUUGGUUUGUUUUAGGGUGUAUAUCUGACCAUAUAUAUAACUAGCUUGCUUCAGUGUGAAAUUAUUUGGGGGAUUGUUGUUUUUUGUUCAUCUUGGAUUAUCCCCAAGGAUCCUCCCUACACUAAAGGGAGAAAUGGAAAACAUGGCUAUUUUUAAUAAGGUCUGUGCCACUACCUCACAACAACCCUCUGACUUGGUAGUUUUCAAGUUGGCCUACCAAAGCUUAUCGGAGAAAAAUAAUCAUUGAACCCCUUAGCUUUAUAUCAGUAUCAACUAAAAUCUAUUGGACAAUUGAAUUUUGCCUGUAAUAUUUACUGAGGAAAACGUGGGAGAAGUAGGAACGGAAGUAGCGAUCUUUUCUUCCUUAUUGUGACGUACAGUAUAUCCAAGUGAAACGGCUUCUCGAUUAUGAAAAAAUGUUGUCCAUUUGGAAAUUGAUUGGAUGGUUGUGGUUUGCUAUUGGUCAAGUGACCAUGUAAAUGACAGGUUGCCCCGCCCUCGCGCCACAGUAAACGCGUCAUCAGAGAAGAGAAGAGAUGUUAUUUAGAUUAAAGAUUACAGGGGAACAUGAAUUAAAAAAAUAAAUGAUGUGCACAGAUAAAUAAUUUAUAUUAAAUA
Molecule: messenger RNA, 2518 nt
Organism: Pimephales promelas (fathead minnow)
Lineage: Eukaryota; Metazoa; Chordata; Actinopteri; Cypriniformes; Leuciscidae
Gene: zmat3
Product: zinc finger, matrin-type 3
Molecular function (GO): nucleic acid binding; zinc ion binding
Source: RefSeq, a predicted model, not a curated record